AUGAAUUCCACCGCUGUCCUUUCCCGCCGCUCCUCCGUCUUGCCACUUUUUGCCCCUGGAGAGCUUGAGGACUUGCAACCCUGCUACGCUCAAAUUGGAGCGGGGGACGUGAUCAAAGGCAACCGUGGCGGCUACACGCUCAUGCAGAAGCUGGGUUCGGGUGUGGAAUCGAGCGGGUGGCUCGUCGAAAGGACCAGUCCGAAGGAGUCCCGUACCUUGGGCAUCAAACUAGUCGCCAAAGUCCUCACUCAGGAAGCCACUCUGAGGGCUAAGAUCGAAGAUAAUGCAGAGGUUAUUUUGAACUCGGUGAUGGCUCAUCUGCAUCAAACACGGGACAUCGCCGCACGCCAAGAAGAUAUCAAGGCCGACAAUGUCGUCGUACCCCUACUGAGCCGCGAAGAAAAGGACGCGUUCUUCAAGCACCUCGACACAGUCGGGUCGCCGCCUUAUCUCCAGCUUCCCCGCUGCCAGGUUCCGAAUAUCAAAGUGCAGCUGAGCGACUUCACCAGCGCGAUUAAGGUCACAAGCGAUAGCACCAGCGGGAAAGCCAUGCCCAGAGCUACACGUGCACCCGAAGUCAUCCUGGGCCGCCGAUGGGGCCAGCCUGUCGACGUUUGGGCACUCGGAUGUUUGGUCAUGGAGUUGCUUCUUCCGACGCAUCUCUUCUUUCCUAACAGCUGUCCCUACGACAACGAAAUCGCCGACUUUGCGCAUCUUGCACAAAUGAUCGAACUGUUCGGUCCCUUCUCGGUCGAGAGUUUGUCGAAGUGCCCAGAAGCAGAGCGAAACAAGUUCUUCCUCCCGAACGGGUCGCUGAAACCCGUGGACCAGUUCUUAGCUGAGAGCUUUGCGAGGUGUGACCAGGAAACGCGGAGCAUGUUCUUCCACUCGGACGCCUCGCUCAAGAACUCGGACUUGAUGCAGCCCUCUCGUCGUGGUGGUCUUCGGAAGCUGCUGGAAGACGUCGGUUUGCGUGGCACUGAACUGGACGAAGUGCACGGAUUCGUCGGACGCAUGUUGACAUUCGACCCGGACGAUAGGUCCACUACGUCCCAACUCCAGGAAGACCCGAUUGUAGCCAAAUUCGAUCUUCGCACCAACGGUUUCAAGAUCGAGUGA
Messenger RNA from Epithele typhae, 1119 nucleotides. Its product is annotated as kinase-like domain-containing protein. Lineage: Eukaryota; Fungi; Basidiomycota; Agaricomycetes; Polyporales; Epitheliaceae. Bases 1 to 1119 code for a protein of 372 amino acids. Gene Ontology annotation, biological process: protein phosphorylation. Gene Ontology annotation, molecular function: protein kinase activity; ATP binding. The record is from RefSeq and is a predicted model, not a curated record. The transcript has 7 exons.